AUGUCUAACAACACUUCGACGACGAGCACAAGUAGCCAUAAUCAGAAGAAUAUUCCAACGGCAACCAAGACGAACAGCAAUAACCAGAAGAGCAAUACUCCUUCUACGGCGAAGACGAACAUCAACAUCCAAAAAAGCGCACCUUCUUUGGCUGGAAAUCGCAAAUCUAGCAAGCCAAAUAGCCCUAGAAAGCCAUCAGCUCCCACAUCCCCCAAAAAAGGCAAAACUGGAAGGGAUACGCCGGAAGAGUUUCAAUUCGACUUUGACAAAAGCACAAAAGAACAAAUCUUGGCGGCUCUUGAAAAGUCACAGCAAGAAGACGACGAUCAACCGCUGAUCAGUGCGCAACAUUCACAAUCAGAGACAAAUUACGACGUCAAGAAGCUGGUACAAUCAUAG
Cylicocyclus nassatus is the source of this 399-nucleotide messenger RNA. NCBI's taxonomy places the organism in Eukaryota, Metazoa, Nematoda, Chromadorea, Rhabditida, Strongylidae. The record is from the annotation of a GenBank genome assembly.